Messenger RNA from Cryptococcus wingfieldii CBS 7118, 1626 nucleotides. RefSeq lists its product as hypothetical. The coding region runs from base 1 to 1626 and encodes 541 amino acids. The record is from RefSeq and is a predicted model, not a curated record. Gene Ontology annotation, molecular function: protein binding. Lineage: Eukaryota; Fungi; Basidiomycota; Tremellomycetes; Tremellales; Cryptococcaceae. The transcript is spliced from 4 exons.
AUGCUCCGCCUCCUCCCCCCACGUGCUGCAGCCCGCGUGCCAGCAGCCGCCCGCGCCUAUGCGACUGCCCCCCGCCAAGACUUGCCGCCAAAACGGCCACGGUUCCAGCCGCCUCGCACCAGAUCCAGCACCAACCGCAAGCCGCGCCUCCCAUGGGUCCUCAAGACCCUCACAGAGUACAAGGCCGAGAACCGUGUGCCCUCGCCGCUCGCGUAUAUCAACAUCAUCGAGGCCGCCAGCGAGUUUGCUUGCUCGCACAGCGUCGACGGUGGACAUUCGGAGGGUAUCGGAUUCCAGGUCGCCAUGGCCGCCUGGGAGGACGCAAGACGGGGCGGGAUAGAACUAGGACAAAAAGGCCUCGAUGCCAUGAUGGGCUUUGCCGCCGUCUACCCUCAUCUGCUGCCAUCUCUACUCUUGUACAAUCAGGAUCGCCAAACUCCCACCUACAACGCCAUUGCCCGGGUCGCCCAGACCAAUUACGAACUGGAAGAAAUAGUACGGGUCGUGGACGAGAUGUUCAAGCAGGGUCUGUCGCCCAACUCGGCCACGAUCAGACACACUGUCCGCCUCGCUUGCGAGUGGGGGCACCCACGUCUGGGUCUGCAGAUUGCUCAAAAAGCGGAGAGCGAAUCCACUUUUGGCUUCCGACUGGACCCGCAAUCCUGGGUGCACAUCCUUAUCGCCAGUGCUGACAACCAUUACCUGCAUGGUAUUGAAACAGCCUGGGAGCGUGUCAGGACGAGCUACACCCCUGACGAAGGCCUCAUUAUUUCAAUACUCAACACAGCAGGCCGAUGGGGCAGGCCAGACAUCUCGUCUGAUUUCCUCGGUCUUCUCCCAGGCCCUCCCCAAGAACACCAUCUCGCUCCCCUUCUCGAAGCUUUCUGCAAUGCAGGAGAAGUCCCCAACGCCUUCCAGGUUCUCAGCACCAUCCGAGACGCCGGACUAGCACCCAGUUUGGCGACGGCGCAACCGAUCGUCGCUGUCUUGCAGAAUACCGAGGUCAUUGAUCAAGCGUUCUACACGCUAGAGGACAUGCACAGCGCGGGGCAAGCUAUUGACGUUGUCGCUCUGAAUGCCAUCAUUGAAGCCAGUGUCAAGGUGGGCGACUUGCAGCGCGCCAGAGCAACCCAGAUGGCCGCGGGCGAUCUUGCAGUGUCUUGUAACAUUGACUCUUUCAACUUGGUUCUGCAAGGCUGCGUGGACAGCAAACUUCGGACCCUCGGUGACACGCUUCUCUCGGAAAUGACUGUUGACGGGAUCACACCGAAUGCCACCACGUACGAGCUCGUCAUUGAACUUUGUGCCACCCAACCCUCGUACGAGGACGCCUUCUACUAUCUCGAGAAGAUGAAGGGUGAAGGCUUCAAGCCCUCAAGCUCUAUCUACGAGGUCCUUGUCCGCAAGUGUGUAAAGAUGAACGAUCGGAGGUGGUCGAUGGUGGUGGAUGAGAUGAGGGCUGUGGGCCACAAGGUGGAUACAAGUCUCCUCGCCUUCAUCAACAGCGGAGGGAGCGACGACAGGAAGAGGGACCCGGCGAGAGAAAGGCGAGCAAAGGACCAAUUUACCGGUUCGAAGAGGCGUAGCUGGCAGACGUCCGGUGCAGACAAGUCAAAAGGACAGUAA